Molecule: messenger RNA, 833 nt
Organism: Esox lucius (northern pike)
Lineage: Eukaryota; Metazoa; Chordata; Actinopteri; Esociformes; Esocidae
Product: ribonuclease-like 3
Exons: 3
Coding region: 120-578 (152 amino acids)
Biological process (GO): defense response to Gram-positive bacterium; defense response to Gram-negative bacterium; angiogenesis
Molecular function (GO): RNA nuclease activity; nucleic acid binding
Source: RefSeq, a predicted model, not a curated record
CUUUGGAAGACGGUUGCCAUCAAAAGACACAAGAGAAGACUCCAGAGUGAAAUCAUCCCUCAGUGACUCACUGACCUGCUUUCACUUUCUUAUUUACCUUUAUUCAAACAGGCAAACUCAUGGGGUUCCAGGAUGCUUUUGUGUUCCUGGUGUUGCUGUAUGCAGCUGUGAUGGUACACGGUCAACCGGGAAACGUCAGGCCUCGUUAUAUACACUUCCUCAACCAGCAUGUCCACAAUGGUAUGACAAAACAGAAGUGUACGGGUUAUAUUGGCUAUUUGAAGUUGACUGAGCCUAACAGCAACAGGUGUAAAGAAAUAAAUACCUUCAUCGCGACCGAUGGAAACCGUGUCAACGACAUCUGUCGCCAAGCUGGAAGACGUCUAGAAAACAAUAGGGAUCUGUAUGAAAGCAAUAAACCCUUCCCAGUAGUCACAUGUAAACUCACCAGCGGCAUGUUCCAUGACAAAUGUGAAUACAGAGGUUCAGAAUCCACUAGAAGAGUUGUCAUUGCUUGUGAUCAAGGAUGGCCAGUACACUAUGAUGGUGAUAAUGUUGUUGUUAAUGGGAGGAAGUAAGACAGUGUGAAAGGGGUAUCACAAUACCUAUAUGUAAACAGAACUGAAGACGUGUUAUUGACAUGUUAGUGCUACUGUAGCUAGCAAUUUAUGUUGACCAACUGUGGGACUAAAGAGUUAAUGCAUUGUUUUUAUUAAAAGUAUCAAGCCAUCACAACAUUCUGCUAAAAACACCACUGUCAAAACCCCCUGUGUACACUAAUGUAACUUUGUUAUUUUGAGGUGUCUGCACUUUCGAAGCGUAACUCAACUUAA